This is a messenger RNA of Aureococcus anophagefferens, 504 nucleotides long. RefSeq names its product expressed protein. The annotation marks the transcript as partial. The record is from RefSeq and is a predicted model, not a curated record. NCBI's taxonomy places the organism in Eukaryota, Pelagophyceae, Pelagomonadales, Pelagomonadaceae. The transcript has a single exon.
GGGCGCGCGCAGUUCGACGCGGUGCGGCCAGUCGUCAGCGGCGCACAGCUCCUUCAUCGUGUGCUCGUCGGGCACACGGGCGUCGGCCUCCUCGGGCUCGGGCAGCGGACCCGGCCCGAGAUCGCGGAGGGCAAGCCCGCGACGUCGAGCUACCGCACGGAGAUCCCGGUCGCCGCGCCCGAGGCCGACUUCGCCGCCGACUCCGACGCCGAAGACGGCGCGGAGGAGACCAUCAACGGCGACUUUGGGCCGCAGAAGGGCAUCGCCAACAUGGCCGCCUUCGACGCGGAGAUCAUGCGCGACUUCUUAGUCGACGUCGACAAAAUCUUCUACGACUUCGCGUCGCACCGCGCCGAGGACGUUCCCGACACGUCGAUCCGCACCGUCGCGGACGCCUACUUCGUGCGCUACCUCGGCAUGAUGCGGGAGCGCCAGACCGCGCUCCACAAGCUCCUCGCGCGGACCCCUCCCCUCGUCUACGGGCUCAACGAGCUCGACGGCUGA